AUGGCGCCAACCACAACGAUACACGAUCUCCCCACAGAGCUGAUCUGGAUGAUCGUGGGAAAUCUGGACAUAGUCAGUCGUAUGCACCUACGCGGAUCUUGCGCCGACAUUAACAAUCGUAUCUGCCCACCAACUCGCAAGGAACUGAUCGAAUUCGAGAGCACCCCAUACGGGUUUGAAAGCGGUCUAUUCGCCUGUGCCAACUGCAUUCGGCUGCUGCCAAAGGAAAUGUUUGCCGAGAAUCUGACAGUGCAUCAGAGGGCAAAGAGAAGAUCUAGUUCAACUACCAGAUUCUGUCUAGAGUGUGGAACCUACCCUGACCACUGCCCUCCUUUGUACUCAGUUGAAGAUCAUAUCACUAUCAAAAGCAAAUUAUCCGUGGUUUGUCAUAUUUGCUGCGAGUUCAAGGAGGGCAAGGCUGGAGAAAGGAAAGGCACAGUCAGAGUGUUUGGAAUGCUGGGAAUCUUCACUGUGAAUAUGGCAAGAAGGUAG
Messenger RNA from Penicillium coprophilum, 492 nucleotides. Its product is annotated as F-box domain protein. Bases 1 to 492 code for a protein of 163 amino acids. The transcript has a single exon. NCBI's taxonomy places the organism in Eukaryota, Fungi, Ascomycota, Eurotiomycetes, Eurotiales, Aspergillaceae. The record is from RefSeq and is a predicted model, not a curated record.